AUGGGCAAGAAGGAAGUCAAUAUUGUAGUUGUGGGACUCGACAAUUCUGGAAAGGUAUAAACUCUAGCUGUAAAUUAGUACGUUGUGUUUUAAGACUACGAUUCUAAAUCAGCUGAAGACUCCGGACACACGAACUCAAGAGAUUGUGCCUACAGUCGGACACAUGGUCGCAAAUUUUACCACCCAAAAUCUCAAUUUCCACGCUUUUGACAUGUCAGGACAAAGUGAGCCAAUCAGUUUGCAGAACUUUAGUGUACACUUUUUGAACUUUAGUGAGAUACCGAGCCAGCUGGGAGAGCUAUUUUAGUUCUUCUCAAGGUGUUAUUUUCGUGAUGGACAGCUCGGACCGUCUGCGUCUGGAACUGCUCAAGGAAGAGCUUUGGAUGGUGAUAGACCACAAAGACAUCGCAUCUCGUGGGGUCAGUUGGAUUUUUCUUUCCCAGAAUCACUACAACCUCUGUUGGGGCGUCUGUUGAGCUGUAAAAGUUUAGAAGAUGGGCAUUAUAGGAACGAACUCAUAAACUUGUUUCCUAAGAGCACUCUUCUUUCAGAUUCCCGUAGCUAUUCUGGCUAACAAAAUGGACGUCCCUGGGGCCAUGACUGCUUCCGAUAUCACGAUUUCUCUUAGUACGUUAAACAACACAAGCAACUGAAGGGUUCUGGUCUUAUUCAGAUAUGAACCUAGUUCGGGGUGGAAAUUGGUCGAUUCACUCGACAUGUGCUCUGACCGGAGAAGGACUCGACAAGGCUAUGCAGCACCUGUCUGCUGAGAUAACAAAAUAUUUGGAAUCAAGAAACCGAUAA
Caenorhabditis sp. 36 PRJEB53466 is the source of this 804-nucleotide messenger RNA. The record is from the annotation of a GenBank genome assembly. NCBI's taxonomy places the organism in Eukaryota, Metazoa, Nematoda, Chromadorea, Rhabditida, Rhabditidae.